AUGAGUGUAAACCACAGGCUCAACCCAAACUAUAGGAAAGCGACUGCUUCGAACAUUGGCAAGAGGAACCGACAUGUCAUCACACUCAACAAGACGCGUGCAAAGCCAGGGGAAGACCUGAUCAUAGAGAUCCCAAGGCUAAAGGUCGGUGCAAACCUGGUUCCCGAAAGUGUCUUUGUCCAGUUUGACAUGACCGUAAGCGGAACCACGACACAGUUCCAGAACAACCUGUCCAGGCUCCUAGUCACGAAGCUGGAGAUAAAGGUCAGCGGAAAGCGUGUCUAUGACAACACCCGAGAGGACUUGUAUGGUGUUUACCAGAACCUCUGGUUGUCUAAGAACGACAGGGACGACAUGACAAAGCAAGGGAUCACAAGCAAGAACCUACGUGGUCUGAUGAGCGGCAGCGAUGACGCUAACGGCACCACCGACGGUGACAAGGAGCUCUAUGCGAUACACGGUAACAGGGUGAAAAUCCCAGUGUGCAAAAUCCUUGAGAGACACGGACUGUUCGCCCCAUACCCAGUGAGGAACAACUUUAUCUACACAAUCACCCUUCCGGAGAGCAGCCAAGGGAAAAGCCUGGUCUACAGUCACAUUCAGCACCUGAGGACAGAUGACUGGAAAAAGGAAUCUAAAGGACACCACACUGAUCAACUCAACCAUCAACAUCCCACGUGA
Messenger RNA from Paramuricea clavata, 681 nucleotides. The record is from the annotation of a GenBank genome assembly. NCBI's taxonomy places the organism in Eukaryota, Metazoa, Cnidaria, Anthozoa, Malacalcyonacea, Plexauridae.